ACAGUAUACCAAAAAUGGCUUACCUUGGGCUAUAAGUACUCUUAACCGGUUCUACGGGAUAUGCCUCCCACCACAGUCGGCCAGGGAAUGGAGCUUCCUUCCACAAGAUCAUCUCAGCUUCAUCAAAUUAGUCGAAAAGGAAAAUAUGUACCACCUCCACUCGGACGUGGCAUCGCAGACAGUGACCAAUGCCCUCAUCAAAUGCAAUAAGAAGCCUUAUCUGGAUGCAUUCUCCGACAAGGUCGCCAGUCAGGUCGAUCAGAUCAUACCGUCCGCGUUUUCCGUGAGCCCCGGCGAAAAAGGAUGGCAGGUGAUCAAUGUCUUGGAAAGAAUAAGCUAUAUCAACUCGCGGAUUAUGAUUGCGUGCAUCAUGGGCCCUGAGUUUGCAUUGGACCAAAAGCUCCUUGAGCUUUACAUGUCCUACCACUCUUCGAUAAUGUCCCAUACAAGCAUGUGCGUCAGAUUCCCAAGAGCCGUGCAUUCCCUAAUCUCACGGUUUGCUCCGGCAAAUCGGAAAAUGAGGACAAUCAUGAACGAGCUCAAGAGCAGACUCAUCCCUGAGAUUCGCUGUCAGGUGCGUCGAUUACGCUCCGAAAAGUCUGAAGAUAGGUCCUGUUCGCUACUGGAUGCCGUGGUCGAGGAGUGUAUGGCUGAAAACACAAUUGGUCGUGAGACCAGGUACUACGAUGAGGAAAAGCAAAUCAGCCGGAUAGCUGACAAGAUCAUGUUCCUUCACUUUGAAACUGCUCUACCAAUCACAGUGAUCCUGUCUGCAAUGAUAUACCGCAUCAUGGUAAAUCCAGAGUGCAUCGCACCUCUCCGUGAGGAGCUACAGGCAGCCCUGCCCGCGGGACAAUGUACCUGUCCUGACGUGAUGAACCAAUGCCCCAAGCUGGAGAGCUUUAUGCGUGAAACCCUGCGUCUUCACAGCUCCAGUCUAUACUCCUCGAGUCGUCUUGUGAUAAAACCGGUUCACAUCCCUUCCCUUGGCCGCACUUUUCCCCCGGGGUCGAUCCUCACGCUGCCAUGGUACUGGAUGGCCCGAGAUCAGGAUCUGUAUCCAAGCCCGGAGAGGUUUGACAGCCACCGCUUUUACGAUGCGUCCUCGGGGUCCUGUACUGCCCGUGUUACGACCACAUCCGACAAAUUUCUAGCCUUCGGAUACGGCACCAGCACCUGUCCAGGUCGCUUCAUGGCGAGCAGAGUCAUCCAACCCGUCUUCGCCAAAAUCCUCCUCGACUUCGAUGUCACUUGCAUGCCUGGCGGACAGGAAAUUCCUUUCAAUAUCUUUACGAGUGCGUAUUUCUUUCAAAAUAGUGAAAUUGAGGCGCGAAUCCGGCCUCGUGCCGCGAAGAUGUAGCCCUCGCCGG
This is a messenger RNA of Aspergillus vadensis CBS 113365, 1370 nucleotides long. Its product is annotated as cytochrome P450. Lineage: Eukaryota; Fungi; Ascomycota; Eurotiomycetes; Eurotiales; Aspergillaceae. The record is from RefSeq and is a predicted model, not a curated record. Gene Ontology annotation, molecular function: monooxygenase activity; iron ion binding; oxidoreductase activity, acting on paired donors, with incorporation or reduction of molecular oxygen. Bases 146 to 1360 code for a protein of 404 amino acids. The transcript is spliced from 5 exons.